This is a messenger RNA of Rodentolepis nana, 304 nucleotides long. Lineage: Eukaryota; Metazoa; Platyhelminthes; Cestoda; Cyclophyllidea; Hymenolepididae. The record is from the annotation of a GenBank genome assembly.
AUGACGCACACAUCGAUAACGUGCCCCACAGGACCAAAGGUCCAACUUAUUAAGAACUCAGACCAUCGGCAUAUAGAGGGCCUUAAUUGAAUAAAUCGUUGGAAUGUUUUUGAUUCAUCACCUUUGGAAUUGGUCAUUAUUGCAGAACAGGUGCACAAGGUCUCACCUCUUCUUUCUCAUCAUGAGUCGGUUAACGAUCGAAAUCGUGAUGGCUUCGAUCCACUUCUGUUGCCUCUCAUUCAUGACAAUCCUACUGCAGCAGCACGGCUACUUUGGUAUGAAGUGGACCCGAAUGCAGUGGGGA